Beauveria bassiana ARSEF 2860 is the source of this 1062-nucleotide messenger RNA. Its product is annotated as FluG domain-containing protein. The coding region runs from base 1 to 1062 and encodes 353 amino acids. The record is from RefSeq and is a predicted model, not a curated record. Lineage: Eukaryota; Fungi; Ascomycota; Sordariomycetes; Hypocreales; Cordycipitaceae. The transcript has a single exon.
AUGAUGCGGCAUGAGCCUGGGUUCAAAACAUUUUUCAGUGCGUAUCUGAAUGAAAUUGCCAACUUUGACCUCCAGAACGCCUUUUUGGAGGAGGAAAAGCAAAGCCAACUGUUCCGCAUGUUUGCACAUGUAAGCUUGACCCGCGACCCUCGUGCGGUAAGGGAUAUGGUGCCUGAGAAGGUAUGGGCAAAUCAGCCGCCCGACCCCGAGAUUGUGAAGUUGGAAGAGGAGCGCACAAUGCUUAAGCAGGGAAGGUAUCGAAUCGAUGGUAGUGAGCAUGAAGACAGAAUCCGAGCGAUCACGGACGAGAUCAGAAAUAAGAGGACACAGAACGAAAGGAGGGUUGUGAAAGAAUAUCGCGAAUACUAUUUCUACAACCGUCCCACCUGGGACAUUGAGGCCCAAGCCCGCGGGGAGGUGGAAGAGGAAUAUGAGCAGCCCGCAAUGGACCUCGUUAUACCGGAACGGGCAAGAUUGGCCAACAUUCUGUGUCUGCAACCUGACGACUGGACGGAAACGGAGCUGUUCCAACGCAGAGUUGAGGCCAUCGACUUGAUGGUGGCUUUAUGCGAUAAGAAGGAAACUGGCAGAACAAGCCGCACGCAACGCCCAGCCACGGUCGAGGCUUUCAUCAAGCAACAGUCACCUGGAAGCGACACAUUAUCCGAGUCGGAACUUGAGCCAGAUCCUUUCCCACUUCUCAUGGAAGCAACACAGUGCCCAGACUGCAUUGGCGACGAGCAGCUGUCGGUUGAGGCGCGAAAAUUUAAGUGGUGCCGUCCGCCGGUACUCAACGACCACUUUGACGGCACGCACUUGGCCCGCCGAGAGACUGCUGCGCAACGUGGUGAGACAAUUUGGUGUGGCCAUCCGAAAUGCAGACAGGAGAAGUUUGUCCAUGUGGAUCAUUUCCGAAGCCAUGUUGAGAAAGUCCACGGGGUAAGCCUCAGGACCUCGGACCAAGUCGCGAAGAGGAGACAACGACAGGCGGUGCGCCGUGAAAAAAAACGUAGAGGACGGAAGCAGAAGAGGAGCACAGAGAAGGCCGCCACAAAGACGUGA